AAAGAGCAGGAGGAUUUAGUAGGCGGGUUGCUUAAUUCAGUCAUUAAAGUCGACUUGUCAUAGAUGUCAUUCAGAUUGUCAAUUGCCGCUUACUUCAAGUGAAAUUGGAACAAUCAAAGAGACAGGUGAAGGGUCGUAGUGUUGGAGUGUCAAAGAUGGCUGAUCAGAUUGAACUGCGUAUGAAUUUGGCAGCAAUUAAACGAGUUGAUCCGUACGCCAAAGACAUCGUGGAUUCUUCCGCACACGUUGCAUUCUACACAUUCAAUUCUGAAGAAAGCGAAUGGGAAAAAACGGAUGUAGAGGGUGCUUUCUUCAUUUACAGCCGGAACGCUGAACCUAUCCACAGUAUUUUUAUAAACAACAGACUCAAUACGAAUUCUUUUGUUGAGCCGAUAACAGGACAACUUGAGCUGCAGUCACAGCCUCCGUUCCUCCUCUAUCGCAACGAAAGGUCACGUAUUCGAGGUUUUUGGUUCUAUAACAGUUCAGAGUGUGACCGCAUCGGAGAGUUGGUAGGACGUCUAAUCAAAGAGUGUGAGGUAAAAAGCAGUGUGAAUAAGACGCAAGAAAUGAUGCGGCCGGCAACAAACAAUGUCGACAUUUUUACUAUGCUGAGUAAAGCCCAGGAAGACUUUAAUAAUGCAAAAGGCCAGUCGAAUAGUACGAAGAGCGAAAGUCGGCCGCAACCAGAUGUUACAUCGCAAAGUGUGAUGAAUUUUUUCGCAGCUGCAAAGCCGGCAGCCGCAUCUGAAGUUCCUUUGUUCCAAAGGCUGUUAUCAAAUCCAGUGAGUGUUGAUCAAAUCGAGAAACAACAAAGAGCAACGACGCCACAAGAUGAAGUUCUAGUGCCACCUUUUCAAGCGAAUCAAGAAUUGGUUGUAUCGCCUUUGGCGAAAUUCAUGGGAUCGUCAAAUGUGAGUGCAACAAGCUGUCGCAACCCUGCUCCACUUACGAGUACGCAAGGCGCUUCAGAGGUAGAAUCGAAUUCGCAGCAAAAGCCCAUUCAACAACUUCUCCGGCGUGAAAAUUCUUUGCCAAUCCAAUCACCGUCAUCUUCGUCGAAGCCAGCGCUAAUGCCUCCCACCAUGUUCCUAUCGACAUCGUCGGGCAAAGCCCCGGCAAGCAUUGAUGGUAUCAGUCAGAAUCCUACAAUAUUGGCGGCGAACAUUACGCAGGCAUUGAACCAAAUGGACCUUUCCGGACCAGAAGCGGUGGGCUUCGCGAAGCCUGAACCCCUGACUCAGACGCAAUUGCUGCAGGCAAUGCUGUAUUUAAUAAAAAAUGAUCCAGAUUUCAUAAAAAAAUUGCACGAAGCCUAUCUCAAAUCAUUUACUGACAUGGUGUCGUCGUAAUUGUGCAGAUAUUCCCAUUUGCUUGGAAUGGUAUUACGCUUGGAAGCAACUUCCCUAGUUGUUAAAUAUUUUUAAGUAUUCGUAAACACACUAGGAACUUCGAAUUCGACGAGAACUUUUAAUCAGAUUAUUUUGCUUAAGGCCGAUGGAGGAAACACGGUAUGCGCUUGCAUAAAAUCUUAGGAUUCUCAAGAAAUUGGUUGGCCAUUUAAACAGUUACAGUAGAUUUUAUUGAAAAUUUCUCAAGCCCAAGUAUUUGCUGCGGUUUGAACUUUUCAGAUCCCGCCUUUGAACAAAGAAACUAUGCCUUCAGCCGAAAAUGAAGUUGUGAGCGUGUAGUGGCAUUGCGUCUUUUAAUCAAGUACCAUAAUUUUAUGUCCUUAGCAGGCACCAGUCUUUGAAUAUUUGAAUUAAAAUUUUAUCGCCAAAAGUCGAAGUUUCCCGUGAAGACGACUUGACUAUUCACUUCCAGCUUUUCCAAAAUGUCCUUAAACAAUUGUUUGCUUCUUUCCUGACAAAAACUUUCUAUUGGCAUACGUUGGAUGAUGAUUAAUGCGAUUACUCACUUGUACCAUAAGCGAAUCACAAGCUAGAGAAUAUACCAAUAAAGAGCAUUUGUAUGAUAGCUUCAUUAAAGAGUUUCGUGAUGUAAUACGUGAAAGUCGAAAACACUAGUCUCUUGUGGACAUUGUUUAGAAUAAAAACGGUAAUGUUAAGAGAAAUGAAAAUUUUAAUAGCGACUCGUUGGAAACAAUACUCGAAAAAAUUAAGAAAAUAAAUCAAACUUCAAGGAAAUCUGA
Messenger RNA from Hermetia illucens (black soldier fly), 2152 nucleotides. It is a transcript of the gene DCP1, whose product is annotated as mRNA-decapping enzyme 1A. The record is from RefSeq and is a predicted model, not a curated record. Gene Ontology annotation, molecular function: mRNA binding; enzyme activator activity. Gene Ontology annotation, cellular component: P-body. Gene Ontology annotation, biological process: positive regulation of catalytic activity; deadenylation-dependent decapping of nuclear-transcribed mRNA; deadenylation-independent decapping of nuclear-transcribed mRNA. Lineage: Eukaryota; Metazoa; Arthropoda; Insecta; Diptera; Stratiomyidae. The coding region runs from base 156 to 1352 and encodes 398 amino acids. The transcript is spliced from 2 exons.